CUUGGUUUGUUGUUUACUUCAGUCAAUCAGUACGGAGCUACGGGCAUGUAGACAAGUUCUUACAUGAGUGAUGCUCACACUUCGUAACACGAGCUAGUUUUAUUGUAACGUCUUGACCGAACUUCUGCUGAACUGCUGUUAUAUAUAACAUCAUCUUUCAUAAACUGAGGGACAUCUGAUGUAUCAGACAAUGUGGCUUAAAGUAUUCGUUGUUUUGACCUUUCUGGCGACUCUCUGUCACGGUGCCAACAUUCUAGCGUUCCCUGUAAGCAACAGUUACAGUCACUUUAUAGUCAUGGAGCCGCUAUUCAAAGAGUUGGCCGCUAGAGGUCAUCAGGUCACCGUGGUCAGCAGUUUUCCCCAGAAACAGAUUGUGAAGAACUAUUAUGACAUCGAUGUCGGCUACCUCAUGCCUCCAAUUCGGAGCAACUUCUCCUUUGACAUGGCAACAGACAUGGGAAAGAACCCUCUAACGAACAUGAAGCAGAUAUGGGACGUAGGUAACAGGAUAUGUGAUACGGUACUAUCUAGUGGAGAACUCAGGGAGUUGUACAACUCCACGGCCCACUUCGACCUCGUCAUCACACAUUGCUUCGCCUACGAUUGUUUCGCCGUGUUCGCCCACAAGUUCAACACCCCCAUCGUCACGAUUGUCACUGCCUCUGCCCUGCCAUGGUCCAACCCUCGCGUGGGCAACCCCGACCACCCUGCCUACAUCGUCAACAACUACAUCAACUCCCACGAGGACAUGACCUUGUACCAGCGCACCGUGAAUACUCUCGCCUGGCUGAUGUCAACUAUCGCCAUCCAUCCUCUCAACUAUGACCUGAACAACGCGCCCAUUCAGCACUACCUCGAUGCCUCUGCUCCGACCGUCCAGGAUAUCAUCAGCAGCAGGACUUCCUUAGUCAUGGUCAACAGUCAUUUUUCCAUGCUCCAGUCCAGACCUCUGGUGCCUAACUUUGUGGAGAUCGGAGGGAUUCAUAUCAAAGAUGCCAAACCUAUCCCUAAAGAUUUUAAGAAUUUCAUGGAUGAUGCUACCCACGGGGUCAUUCUGUUCAGUCUCGGGUCGCUGGUACGUGCCAGCUCAAUGUCCAACAGCACCUUUCAAGCUCUCAUGGGUGCCUUCGCCACACUGAACCAGAGAGUAGUCUUCAAGUUUGAAGAGGACGUUGUGGAUGGAAUCCCUCCAAACGUCAUGGUCAGGAAGUGGUUGCCGCAAAGAGAUUUGCUGGCUCACCAUAACGUUAGACUUCUGAUGGCGCACGGAGGACAGUCUAGUACUAUAGAAGCAGUAUACACAGGCACCCCCAUGGUUGGCAUGCCGUUAUUCUCAGAUCAGUAUAAUAAUAUCCAGACACUCGUACUCAAAGGUGCUGCGGAGCUCUUAGACCUGCAUCACCUGACUAAGGAACGGGUGUUGGAAGCUGUCACCAAAGUAUUAAAUAAUUCCAGGUACAAAACGAACGCUGAACGUCUGUCCCGCCAGUUCAAGGACCGGCUAGCUACGCCCCUGGACACGGCGGUGUACUGGACCGAGUACGUACUACGACACCGCGGGGCCCCACAGCUACGUUGCCAACUCGCCGACCUGCCUUGGUACCGCUUCCUUCUCCUGGACGUCAUCGCGGUCCUUGUCUUGGGGAUGUUAGCGUCCAUCUUUACCGUCAGGACAAUCAUUAAAUAUGCUUUGUACAGUGUUAUAUGUGUAUAUAGAAGAACAGAGAAAUCAAAAGACGAUUGAAUAUUAAGAUGUAUAGAGUUGUAUUGUAUGUAAAUAAAUGUGUGUUUCGUGUAUCUGUUAAUAAUCUAAA
Molecule: messenger RNA, 1814 nt
Organism: Homalodisca vitripennis (glassy-winged sharpshooter)
Lineage: Eukaryota; Metazoa; Arthropoda; Insecta; Hemiptera; Cicadellidae
Product: UDP-glucosyltransferase 2-like
Exons: 6
Coding region: 179-1744 (521 amino acids)
Molecular function (GO): UDP-glycosyltransferase activity
Source: RefSeq, a predicted model, not a curated record